UCUUUAUCCUUCUGUCUUUUGGAAUUAUUCGAUUAAAGAAGAUAAUUCAUGGUGAGUUGGAGGAAUAGAGGGGGGGUGGGCAACCACCACGCACUGACGGGCACGCACGAUUCUGUGGAGUAAGUCGCCGUCGACUAAUCGGGCAUAUUGAUGAUUUUAUGUUCGGCUACAAUUUUCUGUUUAAGAACAUUCCUGCAUUCCAACCAUAAGAUCUAGGACUUGAUCUUUCUUCUACUCCAUCUUGUUUUUCCAUGGAUGGUUACAAUGGCAAGAAAAUAGCUGGCGGGCCCAGCUUGUCCCGAAAUUCUGGUCUUUCUUUUAGAGAUGCAAAGCAUGAGGACAGAAGUUUCCAAUGCUGCAACCGUAAAGGGUGCAGCGCCAGACAAAGCUCCAUCCCAAGCAUCCAAAGCACCCCUCCUGAGAAGCCCAGAUUCCUAAAACCUCCAUUUCGUUUUAAAAACAGUAAAUCUUCAAUUGCAAGUUCUUCCAGCUCAUUUUCAUCCACUACCAACUUCGGAAAAUAUUACCAUGAGCGGCAGAAUCAUGCCUCCUCUCUAAAAGAAGCAGCAGAUGUAGUAGAAAGCAGCAACAGACAACCAGAGAGUGGAGACAGUUUUAAUUGGGAUGUACGGUUUCGUGGAGGAAUUGAGAAUAAAAAUGGAAGAAUUGAACCAGAACAAUCGAGUGGUUCCACUGCUACAUCUUCCUCAAGAUAUGGCAAGCAAAUUAGUCGAAGAUUUGGAUCUGCCAUUCAGGACACUGCAAGUUCAUUUCUUCGCCGUUCCUCCGCACUAAGAUGUGCCACUCAAGCACCAAAAACCAGUUCUCCAGUGAACAGCAGGCAACAAAAUUAUGGUUUAAAUAACCCAGGCUGUGCAUCCAUCUCCGAUGUUCUUCCAUCAGGUUCCUCCAGUGGAUAUGAUACAAGAGAUGUUUCAUUCAGAAGAAAGUUACAGGUUGGUGAAGGUUCUUCAAAGGCAAUUUUGGCUCAACCAGAUCAGCAAGUGCCUCAAGAAGAAUCAAGACAGACUAGAAUCCAAACUAGUAGGGAUGUUGUAGUCUCUCGCAGGACCCGGCAUGGUUCUUCAGGUUUACAAAGUAGAAGAAUGAGAUUGAGUGAGCCUGAAUAUGAAUCCACUAUUCAGUUGGCUGAUCCUGUUUUGUUUUCACCACCAUCCAGUGUUCAGUUUUCUGCUCAAGAAGAUGUGCAGGAGAGUUCCCAAAGAUCUUUUUCGUCUGGACUGUCUUCUGUAUUUUAUGAUUCUGCAUUUAAUGGAAGGGCGGAGACAGGCCGCCGAAGCUCCCAAACUAGGUUGAUAUCUGGUUCUGAAGAUAGAGAUGAUUACAGACGCUUCAACAUUGAAGGAAUUGCAGAGAUUUUACUAGCAUUGGAAAGGAUUGAGCAUGACGAAGAGUUGACCGAUGAGCAACUAAUGGUGUUGGAGGCGAACUUAUUCUUGGGAGGUUUGAGCUUCUAUGAUCAGCAUCGAGAUAUGAGAUUAGAUAUAGAUAAUAUGUCAUAUGAGGAGCUUUUGGCUCUAGAGGAGGAAAUGGGAACUGUGAGUACUGCCCUUUCUGAAGAGGCGAUUUUUAAGUGCCUCAAGAGAAGCCUAUACAGGUCUAACUUCACUUUUCCAAGGAGCUCUCAUCAAGUCGGUGAUGUAAAAUGCAGCAUUUGCCAGGAAGAAUAUGUUACAGGAGAGGAAAUGGGGAGUUUACAAUGUGAGCAUCGUUUUCAUGCGCAGUGUAUUCGUCAGUGGCUCAGGCUAAAGAAUUGGUGCCCAAUUUGCAAAGCUGCAGCUGCUUCCUAUAAAAACAAAACCCAAUCCUAAGUUUCAAUGCUACUUUGUCCAAAAUUAUUCCUCUCUUUGAACCUUUUUAAUCUAUUUGUGUACAUAUAUGACCCUGCUAAAUUUCUCAUUGAAAUAAAUUUCUUUUAGGACAGAUUUAAUAUUGUGUACAUUUCAACAUUGUUUGGGCAUCAGUGAAAAUGUUCA
This is a messenger RNA of Phalaenopsis equestris, 1997 nucleotides long. Its product is annotated as E3 ubiquitin-protein ligase MBR2-like. NCBI's taxonomy places the organism in Eukaryota, Viridiplantae, Streptophyta, Magnoliopsida, Asparagales, Orchidaceae. The record is from RefSeq and is a predicted model, not a curated record. Gene Ontology annotation, molecular function: ubiquitin protein ligase activity. The transcript has 6 exons. Bases 252 to 1832 code for a protein of 526 amino acids.